Sorex araneus (European shrew) is the source of this 3690-nucleotide messenger RNA. RefSeq names its product cleavage stimulation factor subunit 2 tau variant (gene CSTF2T). NCBI's taxonomy places the organism in Eukaryota, Metazoa, Chordata, Mammalia, Eulipotyphla, Soricidae. Gene Ontology annotation, molecular function: mRNA binding. The coding region runs from base 125 to 2026 and encodes 633 amino acids. The record is from RefSeq and is a predicted model, not a curated record. The transcript has a single exon. Gene Ontology annotation, biological process: mRNA 3'-end processing. Gene Ontology annotation, cellular component: mRNA cleavage and polyadenylation specificity factor complex.
AUUCCGGCGGCCUCCCGCGAGUUUCCGCCCGGCCCCGCCGCGGCUUCCGGCCCCGGAGGAAGUGCGGGUCGCCGGAGGGCGGCUCUCCGCGAAGCCUCCGCUCCCGGCGGGCCCCGCGGGGAUCAUGUCGGGCUUGGCGGUGAGAGACCCGGCCAUGGACCGAUCGCUGCGCUCCGUGUUCGUGGGCAACAUUCCGUACGAGGCCACCGAGGAGCAGCUGAAGGACAUUUUCUCGGAGGUGGGUUCGGUCGUCAGCUUCCGGCUCGUGUACGACCGAGAGACGGGCAAGCCCAAGGGCUACGGCUUCUGCGAGUACCAGGACCAGGAGACGGCGCUGAGCGCCAUGCGGAACCUCAACGGCCGCGAGUUCAGCGGGCGCGCCCUGCGCGUGGACAACGCCGCCAGCGAGAAGAACAAGGAGGAGCUCAAGAGCCUCGGGCCCGCGGCGCCCGUCAUUGACUCCCCCUACGGGGACCCGAUCGACCCCGAGGACGCCCCCGAGUCCAUCACCAGGGCCGUCGCGAGCCUCCCCCCGGAGCAGAUGUUCGAGCUGAUGAAGCAGAUGAAGCUCUGCGUCCAGAACAGCCAUCAGGAGGCGCGGAACAUGCUGCUGCAGAACCCGCAGCUGGCCUACGCGCUGCUGCAGGCCCAGGUGGUGAUGAGGAUCAUGGACCCCGAGAUUGCGCUGAAGAUUCUGCACCGGAAGAUCCACGUCACGCCCCUGAUCCCAGGCAAAGCUCAGACCGUCUCCGGCCCGGGCCCCGGCCCCGGCCCCGGGCCUGGGCCUAGCCCUGGACUCUGCCAGGGUCCGAGUGUGCUGCUGAACCAGCAGAAUCCUGCUCCUCAGCCGCAGCAUUUGGCCAGAAGACCUGUCAAAGACAUUCCGCCGCUGAUGCAGACCCCGAUCCAGAGUGGGAUUCCGGCGCCCGGGCCAAUGCCAACUGCUGUCCCCGGACCUGGGCCGGGCUCCCUAACUCCCGGCGGGGCCAUGCAACCCCAGGUUGGAAUGCCGGGGGUUGGGCCGGUACCUUUGGAGCGGGGUCCAGUGCAGAUGGCAGAUCCUAGAGCCCCAAUACCGCGUGGACCCAUGAGUGCUGGUGGCCUCCCUCCUCGAGGACUGUUAGGAGAUGCACCAAAUGACCCACGUGGAGGGACUUUGCUUUCAGUCACCGGAGAAGUAGAGCCCAGAGGCUACUUGGGCCCACCACAUCAGGGGCCCCCCAUGCACCAUCCCUCUGGUCAUGACGGCCGUGGCCCCUCUGCACAUGAUAUGAGAGGUGGGCCACUGGCAGAUCCCCGACUGCUCCUUGGAGAGCCCCGAGGACCCAUGAUCGAUCAGAGAGGCCUACCUAUGGAUGGCAGACCUGGCAGAGAUGCUCGAGGUCUGGAGGCCCGAGCUAUGGAGACGGAGGUCAUGGAGACCCGUGUGAUGGAGAGAAGAGGAAUGGAGGCCUGCGCGAUGGAAACCAGAGGAAUGGAAGCAAGAGCAAUGGAUGCAAGAGGAAUGGAGAUAAGGGGCCCCGGCCCCAGUUCUAGAGGCCCCAUGGCUGGUGGAAUCCAGGGUCCUGGACCCCUUAGUAUGGGAGCAGGUGGUCCUCAGGGACCCAGGCAGGUCCCAAAUAUUUCUGGGGUGGCAAAUCCUGGAGCUGGCAUGCAGGGAGCUGCCCUGCAGGGGCCGGGCAUGCAGGGAGCUGGCAUGCAGGGAGUGGGCAUGCAGGGGGCGGGCAUGCAGGGAGGAGGAAUGCAGGGGGCAGGCAUGCAGGGAGGAGGGAUGCAGGGAGCAGGCAUGCAGGCAGGAGGUAUGCAGGGAGCAGGCAUGCAGGGAGCUGGUAAGCAAGGUGGAGGCCAGCCAAGCAGUUACAGUCCUGGGCAGAGUCAGGUAACGCCACAGGAUCAAGAAAAGGCAGCUUUGAUCAUGCAAGUUCUACAACUAACUGCAGAUCAGAUUGCCAUGCUGCCUCCAGAGCAAAGGCAGAGUAUUCUGAUUUUAAAGGAGCAAAUCCAGAAGUCUACUGGAGCUUCUUGAAAGGAUUUAGAAAUAUACUUUGCAAUAGGCCCAGGAAUUUUCCUAUAGCAUGAAGAAUGGGUGCAAAAAGUUAACUUGUGCAUCCCCACAUUUGAAUGAUUAGUGGUUUCCCACGUUCCAAAAAUGUAAUCUCAUUUUUCUUGUUGUCUUUUUUGUGUGUUUAAAUUGGAGGAAGGGUUUGUUUGUUCACGCCAAUUCACUGUAAAUGUAAAAAUAACUGGACAAGAAUUGUUUAUACUAAAGAUUACAAAGAACAUGCAGUGACAGUAAAAGUGUACAGUGUUAAUUGCAUUAUUAGAAUUUUAAGUAAAACUCAAAAACCGCACAAAAUACAUAAAGGUCACCUGUUGAUAAUGUACUGAUAGUUUUAAGAUAUUUGGUUGUAUAAGAAGUUUUACCUCAAAAUUCUUAAGAUAUAUUUUUUGUAAGCUAUUUAAAAUAUCAGACCCUGUUUUUUGUGGGGUGGCAAUAGAAUGGUGUGCUGCAUUGUGUUUGGACUUAUUUUAAAAUAUUAGAGCUAAUAGGACACAUCUAAACUUGUUUUGGACCCCCCCUCUCCUCCCAAAAAACAAAAAAACUACACUACCUGAAAAAUCUAGACAUGCAUCUGGUUUCCCAACAGCAGAGAACAUCAGUUUUGUGGCAUGGCUUAAAUGCCAUGAUAUUCCUGACCCAGUAUUAUGAUCAACAACUAGGUUACUUGAGUCUUCUCUCAUGAGAUUCAGUUUAUCAAUACCUUUUGAUUUGUUAGUCUUUAUGUCCAAUUUGAGUAAUUCUUUAACAUUCUUUGUAAAAAUCAUUAAGGACUAGUUAUCUUGAUGACUAUCAUACAGCUUUGGGCUUUGCAUAAGUAAUUUGUGGAGGAUUUCAUUCAGUAAAGUACAAUUUUCCUGAUAAUAAACUUCAAUACAGAUGCUAUCCGUAUGGUUAGCCAUGAUUAAGAGUUAAAAAUAUUACAACAACAUUUAAUAAAAAUACCUUUCAGUUUUCAUAUCUCAGAAAAUCUAUUUGUCACUUAAUAUCUUAUCAGAAUAAUGUUGAAGCCCGGUUAUGCAGAGAUAAUUCUUCUAGCCUAAAUUCUCAGCACAGUUGGUUAUUCUUAAAUAACCCAUGAGACAUUUAAAAAUCAAUAGGAAGGUAGGGCUUAUAUAUCCUUUUGUGCUAUUAAUUUUUAAGCCUUGAGGAUAUGGACACCAAAAAUUCUGUAAUAGACCAACUAGUAAUUGGAAGAAAUAAACAGAUAACCAGGUACUCUCUCUAGAGAAGAAAAACCAAGAACUCAUUACAGAAGGGUUAAAAAAAAAGUAUUUCAUAUAAAGAUAGCAGAUGGAUGAAUGUUGUAAAUGGGUAAUUCAUGCUGAAGUUUUCAUCCCUAUAAUUGCUACCUGUUUUGCCACUGUUUUUGUUGUACCCGUGUUCAUAGAAUAUUCCCAGGUUUUCUAUAUACUUCCCCCAGUAUAAAGGGUUGUUAACUCUCCUUAACACGUGUGCUAAUUCUGAUUAAUGCUAUUCACAGAGUUGGUGUGGUUACUUUGUAAUUAUACAUGCUCUGUCCCAAAGCUUUACCUAUGGGCUCUAACUGAAAACUAUUAAGUGUUAUGUUCUGUGUUGUAGUAAAAUCUUUGUAUUGUUUAAUGUGGAGUAAAUAAAGUGUUUAAGACUAA